This is a messenger RNA of Pectinophora gossypiella (pink bollworm), 6402 nucleotides long. RefSeq names its product chromodomain-helicase-DNA-binding protein Mi-2 homolog (gene Mi-2). The transcript is spliced from 19 exons. The coding region runs from base 149 to 6064 and encodes 1971 amino acids. Lineage: Eukaryota; Metazoa; Arthropoda; Insecta; Lepidoptera; Gelechiidae. The record is from RefSeq and is a predicted model, not a curated record. Gene Ontology annotation, cellular component: chromatin; nucleus. Gene Ontology annotation, biological process: negative regulation of transcription by RNA polymerase II; chromatin remodeling. Gene Ontology annotation, molecular function: ATP hydrolysis activity; DNA binding; ATP-dependent chromatin remodeler activity.
AGAUGAUGUCGCUAGUUCUCACGUAGUAGUGACGGCGGCAUCAAUUUCUGAAUUAAUUACUAUUUGUCGCAAAAAAACUGCGCGUCCUUUAUCUUUUCUAGACCAAAAUCUUUCAUCACGUCUCAAAUAGUGUUAUAAAGCAAUCCAAAUGGCUUCAGACGAAGAAGUAGACGGCUCUUUCGCAGGGGACGAGGACGUGGAGGAAGGUGAAGGUCAGAACGAGAACUCCGGCGAGAGUGAUGAAGCACCACCAAAGGAGGAUGAAGAUUAUUCCCCAGAGGAUGGCAGAAAGAAGAAAAAAGGAAAGAAAAGGAAAGCUCGUGGAGAAGAAAAGAAAGGCAGAAAGAAAAAGAAGAAGAGAAGGAAUGAGAGUGAAGAGGAGGAUGACUUUAGUAUGGAGAUGGAGGCCGAAGGAGACAGUGACUAUGCCCUCAGCGCCGUGUCAUCUAAGAAGUCUCGUAAGGGCCGCGGCAGUAAGCAUGCGACGCCUGUGACCCCAGCCGCCUCCGACUCGGGCUCUGGAAUGCCGACUGUUGAGGAAGUGUGCGCGUCGUUCGGGCUGACUGAUGUGGACAUUCAAUACAGCGACGCGGACCUCGAGAACCUUACAUCCUACAAGCUAUUCCAGCAGCAUGUGAGACCGCUACUCGUCAAGGAAAACCCUAAGGUGCCAGUAUCGAAGCUGAUGAUGCUAGUUGCCGCCAAGUGGCGCCUGUUCUGCGAGUCCAACCCGCACCUGAGCAGCGGGUCGCAGAACAUGGGAUCGGAGGAGAACACCAACACCUCCACAGCGUCAGACUACGCGCCUAAAGCCCGGCCUGGACGCCCUCCUAAAGAUUCUAAGAACGACGAAGCGGGUGACGAACAAGAGGAAGAAGAGGAGGAGGAAGCGAGCGACGAGGGCACCCCGGCGCCCCGCAAGCGCGGUCGCAAGGCCAAGCACGCGGCGGGCGCCACGCCGCGCGGCAAGCCCGGACGCAAGCCCAAGGUGCCCACACUCAAGAUCAAGUUCAGCAAGAGGAAGCGCACGAGUAGUGUGAGUAUAAAUAGUGAGGAGGAACAAGAAGGCAGUGCGGGCGCGAACUCUGACUCGGAUGCAGAAUUCGAGCAGAUGUUAGCGGAGGCCGAAGAGCCCAAGCCGGCCACCGCCGCCGCGCCAGAAGACCCCGCCGCUGUCAAAGAGGAAGAUCCCAAUGCACCGCCACAGCCGAAGAAGAAGGCGAAGACCAAGAUCGGCAACAAGAGCAAGAAGAAGAAGAAGUUGAAGACCACCAGCAAGUUCCCCGACGGCGCGGAGGGCGAGCACGAGCACCAGGACUACUGCGAGGUAUGCCAACAAGGAGGGGAGAUCAUCCUAUGCGACACGUGUCCGCGCGCAUACCACUUGGUGUGCCUGGAGCCCGAGCUAGAAGAGACCCCAGAAGGUCGCUGGUCGUGCCCACACUGCGAGGCCGAAGGCAACCAGGACCAGGAAGACGAUGACGAGCAUCAGGAGUUUUGCAGGAUCUGCAAAGACGGCGGCGAGCUGCUAUGCUGCGACUCAUGCCCGUCCGCCUACCAUCGCUUCUGUCUCAACCCGCCGCUGGAAGAGGUGCCGGACGGAGAGUGGCGGUGCCCACGGUGCAGUUGUCCACCGUUGGAGGGCAAGGUGGCCAAGAUCCUGACGUGGCGCUGGAAGGAGCAGCCGGCCAAGUCGAAGGCGCCGCGGUCGCGCGAGUUCUUCGUCAAGUGGCACGAGCGCUCCUACUGGCAUUGCAGUUGGAUAUCCGAGAUACAGUUGGACGUGUUCCACCCGCUGAUGUACCGCUACUACAUGCGCAAGUCGGAUCCUGAGGAGCCGCCCAAGUUGGAGGAGCCGCUCGACGAACGAGAUAACAGAUUCAAACGCAUACAGAAGGAGAAACGCCACGAUCAGGAGUCCGAUGAGAAAGCGCUUGAGGAGAAAUAUUACCGGUAUGGUGUAAAACCAGAGUGGCUGAUAGUACACCGUGUUAUCAACCACCGCACGUCGCGCGACGGCACCACGUACUACCUGGUGAAGUGGCGCGACCUCUCGUACGACCAGGCCACCUGGGAGUCAGAACACGCAGACAUCGCUGGCCUCAAACAGGCCAUGGAUUACUAUUCAGACAUGCGCGCCUACAUCACCUCUGAAGGCAAGACUAAAGGAAGCAAAGGCAAGAAACCAGGACGCAAGAGCAAGAACAGAGAUAAUCUUGAUGAGGACGAAAGCAGCAGUGGAGGACAGCCCAAGCCCAGGCGCUACAACCCGCCUCCAGAUCGUCCCACUACAAAUCUCAACAAAAAAUACGAAGAUCAGCCUCCCUUCGUCUACGAGACUGGCAUGCAACUUCAUCCGUACCAGCUUGAAGGUCUCAACUGGUUGCGUUAUUCGUGGGGACAGGGCAUCGACACCAUCCUCGCCGACGAGAUGGGUCUCGGCAAGACCAUCCAGACAGUCACAUUCCUCUACUCCCUCUUCAAAGAGGGCCACUGCAAAGGACCAUUCCUUGUGUCUGUACCUUUGUCCACAAUCAUUAACUGGGAGAGAGAGUUCGAGUUGUGGGCUCCAGAUUUGUACUGCAUCACCUAUGUAGGCGACAAAGAUUCCCGAGCUGUAAUCAGAGAAAAUGAGCUGACUUUUGACGACGGUGCUAAUAGAGGCGGCCGACCUUCCAAGAUCAAGUCACAAGUGAAAUUCAACGUCCUUCUUACAUCGUACGAAUUAGUCUCAAUUGACGCUACUUGUCUCGGAUCCAUUGACUGGGCCGUGUUAGUCGUCGACGAAGCUCACAGAUUGAAGAGUAACCAAUCCAAGUUCUUUAGGUUACUGGCUGGUUAUCAUAUCAACUACAAGCUCCUUUUAACAGGAACACCAUUGCAAAAUAAUCUCGAAGAGUUGUUCCAUUUACUGAACUUCUUGAAUAAGGACAAGUUUAACGACCUCGCGGCUUUCCAAAACGAGUUCGCGGACGUGUCGAAGGAGGAACAAGUAAAGAGGCUGCACGAGAUGCUGGGACCGCACAUGCUGCGGCGUCUCAAGGCCGAUGUGCUCAAGAACAUGCCUACUAAAUCCGAGUUUAUCGUUCGUGUGGAGUUGUCUCCCAUGCAGAAGAAAUAUUACAAAUAUAUUUUGACGAGAAAUUACGAGGCUCUGAAUCCUAAGAGUGGCGGGCAGACUGUAUCUCUACUUAAUGUGAUGAUGGACUUAAAAAAGUGCUGCAAUCAUCCUUAUCUUUUCCCAGUGGCUGCGGAAGAAGCUCCACUCGGCCCUCACGGCAAUUACGAUACACAAGCUCUAAUCAAGGCAUCCGGUAAACUAGUGUUGUUGGCCAAAAUGUUAAAACUGUUAAAAGAACAGGGCCACAGAGUGCUGAUCUUCUCUCAGAUGACAAAAAUGUUGGAUAUCCUGGAAGAUUUCUUGGAGGGUGAAGGAUACAAGUACGAAAGAAUCGACGGUGGUAUCACCGGUACUAUUCGUCAAGAAGCUAUCGAUAGGUUCAACGCGCCCGGCGCGCCUCAAUUCGUAUUUCUACUGUCUACAAGAGCUGGAGGUCUCGGUAUCAACUUGGCGACAGCGGAUACUGUAAUUAUUUAUGACUCAGAUUGGAAUCCUCACAACGAUAUUCAGGCGUUCUCGCGUGCCCAUCGUAUCGGUCAGGCAAACAAAGUGAUGAUCUAUCGAUUCGUCACACGUAACAGUGUUGAGGAGAGAGUAACUCAAGUCGCCAAGAGGAAAAUGAUGUUGACGCAUUUGGUUGUACGUCCCGGUAUGGGCGGCAAGGGUGCCAAUUUCACGAAGCAGGAAUUAGACGAUAUUUUGAGAUUCGGUACUGAAGAGCUGUUCAAAGAAGAGGAAGGGAAAGAAGAAGCUAUUCAUUAUGAUGACAAGGCUGUCGGAGAAUUGCUAGAUCGUUCUAAGGAAGGUAUUGAACAGAAGGAGUCUUGGGCUAACGAGUAUCUCAGUUCGUUCAAAGUCGCCAGUUAUUCCACCAAAGAAGGCGACGGCGAAGAAGAAGUGGACACAGAAAUUAUCAAACAAGAGGCAGAGAACACAGAUCCGGCAUACUGGAUCAAACUUCUCCGGCAUCACUACGAACAACACCAAGAAGAUCAGGCGAGAACACUCGGUAAAGGCAAACGUGUGCGCAAACAGGUCAACUACAACGACGGUAGCGUCGCACAGACAGAGAACAGAGAGGACACUACAUGGCAAGACAAUGGCUCUGACUACAAUUCUGACUUCUCUCAGGGUAGCGAAGAUGAUAAAGAAGAUGACGACUUCGAUGAAAAGAAUGACAACGGGGACCUCCUCAGCCGCCGCAGCAAGAGACGCCUGGAGAGGCGAGAGGAGCGCGACAGGCCCUUGCCUCCCCUGCUUGCCAGGGUCGGCGGAAAUAUGGAAGUCCUCGGCUUUAACGCUAGACAAAGGAAGUCCUUCCUCAACGCUAUCAUGCGAUAUGGUAUGCCGCCACAAGACGCGUUCAACUCCCAGUGGCUAGUGAGAGACCUGCGAGGAAAAUCCGAACGUAACUUUAAAGCUUACGUGUCUCUAUUCAUGCGACAUUUAUGCGAGCCCGGUGCGGAUAAUGCUGAAACUUUCGCUGACGGUGUACCAAGGGAAGGUUUAUCCAGACAACACGUGUUGACACGAAUCGGUGUUAUGAGUCUAAUCAGGAAGAAGGUACAAGAAUUUGAACACAUUAACGGUUACUACAGUAUGCCAGAAUUGAUUCGUAAACCAGUGGAACCAGUGAAGGCAGCCGGCGCGGGAGAGAGCGCCGCCCCUAGCCCCGCGCCCUCCACCGCCACGCCCAUCACCUCCGCAGCGCCUUCGCCGGCGCCCACACAGGUGACACAGGCCGCACCCACGCCCGGAGGCUCGGAAAAAGACGAUAAAGAGGAAGCCAAGGACGAAAAGUCUGACGCAAAAGACAUUAAAGACGAGCCGAUGGACACGAGCGACAUUAAAGAGGAGAAGCCUAAAUCUGAGGAGAAGGAAACUAAGGAAGUGAAAGAGGAAGCGAAGGAGGCGGAACGACGCAUGUCGGUCGAUGAGGACUCGCCUAAAGAGGACGACAAAUCGGAGGAUAAGAAAUCGGAAGACAAAGAAGAGAAAAUUAAGGAGGAGCUGAAAGAAGACGCCGAUAAAAAGGACGACGUGAAGAGUGAGAAGGCAGAGUCGGAGGGCUCUGAUAAACCGAAGGAUGAAAAGAAGGAUGAGGAUGAUGACGACGUCGUUCUUGUGAAAGAGGAGGAAGAUCUGAAGGUGGAGCGACGCAAGUUUAUGUUCAACAUCGCUGACGGCGGGUUUACGGAGCUGCAUACUCUGUGGUUGAACGAGGAGCGCGCGGCGGCGCCGGGCCGCGAGUACGAGAUCUGGCACCGUCGCCAUGACUACUGGCUCCUGGCCGGGAUAGUCACGCACGGCUACGGCCGCUGGCAGGAUAUCCAGAACGACCUGCGAUUCGCGAUCAUCAACGAGCCCUUCAAAAUGGACGUCGGCAAAGGAAACUUCCUCGAGAUCAAGAAUAAGUUCUUGGCAAGGCGUUUUAAGUUGUUGGAGCAAGCGCUAGUGAUCGAGGAGCAAUUACGUCGCGCGGCCUACCUGAACCUAACGCAGGACCCGAACCACCCCGCCAUGUCGCUCAAUGCGCGCUUCGCCGAGGUGGAGUGUCUCGCCGAGAGCCACCAGCAUCUCAGCAAGGAGUCGCUCGCCGGCAACAAGCCAGCAAACGCUGUGCUGCAUAAGGUGCUAAACCAGCUGGAGGAGUUGCUCUCAGACAUGAAGUCGGACGUGUCUCGCCUGCCGGCCACGUUGGCGCGCAUCCCGCCCGUGGCGCAGCGUCUGCAGAUGUCCGAGCGAUCCAUACUGUCGCGUCUGGCGGCCACUGCUGCCAAUCCUUCGCCCACCGCUCAAAUGCCGCAGUUCCCGGGCGGGUUCCAGCCAGGUGGCUCCCUACCCGGUUUCUCGUCGGCCGCCGCCGCCGCCGCCAACUUCUCCAACUUCCGCCCGCAGUAUUCCGUGCCGGGACAACCCACACCCUCCUCUAAUAAAUCAUAAUAAGGUCGUAAUUUAUACACGCUAAUUCAACUUGACGGGCCAGCAGAGCCGCUGAAUGGUCACAUAGAUAAUUAUUGUAGAUUAAGCUUUACAAGAUUCCUGUUCCAACUUGGGUUUAAUUAAAGUGAUAAUUAUAGUGAUUAGAGCAGUUGUGUUAGGUAACAUAAUAAUAAUAUUAUUAUUAUUGACAUUUAAAAACCGAACUCUCACAAUAUUAUUUAUUUCAUCCUGAUCUGUAUGAAUCUUUGUAUUGUAUAAGUGAUUGUGGACUUAUGAAAUCGUUAUUUUUAAUUUACCAAAAAUGAAAAUGGAAUAAAUCUUAACGAUUAAGUGGAGUA